Ictalurus punctatus (channel catfish) is the source of this 3831-nucleotide messenger RNA. Its product is annotated as multidrug and toxin extrusion protein 1. NCBI's taxonomy places the organism in Eukaryota, Metazoa, Chordata, Actinopteri, Siluriformes, Ictaluridae. The record is from RefSeq and is a predicted model, not a curated record. Gene Ontology annotation, cellular component: membrane. The coding region runs from base 507 to 2258 and encodes 583 amino acids. Gene Ontology annotation, biological process: xenobiotic detoxification by transmembrane export across the plasma membrane. The transcript has 18 exons. Gene Ontology annotation, molecular function: antiporter activity; xenobiotic transmembrane transporter activity.
AUUCUACACUGGACGGACUCUGUAAGGAACUUUGUGUACCCUUGCUGUGGAGGAUAUCGCUGUGUUAAUCUAUUAAUAGCAAAUUCAUUCGAGAAGUGAUGGACGGAAAACCGGUGCGUAUUGUACUGACAUGAGGUAAUGCGUUAAUGAACCGGAGUCCCGCGCUCUCACUGCGUUCCCCGCCUGCUCUCCGCUUGUGUCCCUUUAACGCAACAUGGGUUAGGUCUGGUGCAAGAUUAGCUCAUGGGUGUCCUCUGGGCAGGACUCAUUUAUACCAGGCACUUUCCAGAGUGUCCACGUUGAUCCGAGGAACGGUGCGCUGGGCUUUUCUUCUCAGGUGCUUGUCUGUUCCUGUCAAUAAUUUUUCCCCUGGAGAUCUUUCCCUUUCACUCGUGCUUCAGCUACACUACACCUGAAUUAAAUCGGAUCAGCUGGGUCGAGUUAGAGCUGGGAGGUAAACCUUUGUGCAGGAGCAGGUUUGGUGAUCACUGAGCUAAACCCAGUCUAUGACAAUGAAGAGAAACGGUGACGCUCAGCUGAAUGGAGUUGCAGCUUCUGGAGCCUCUGAUGCUCCUCCAGAAUCCAGCUCAGUAUGUGGAGGAUGUGCGAGGAAACUGCGGAGCUGCAUCCCUGUUCAUUACAGAGAAGAAAUCAUAGAGUUACUGAAAUUAGCUGGACCUGUGUUUAUUUCGCAGUUGAUGAUCUUCAUGAUCAGUUUCGUCAGCACUGUGUUCUGUGGACACCUGGGGAACACGGAGUUAGCCGGUGUUGCUCUGGCCAUAGCUGUUAUUAACGUCACCGGCAUGUCUGUCGGUGCGGGUUUGGCAUCCGCGUGUGACACACUUAUCUCUCAGACGUUUGGCAGCAAUAACCUGAAGCGUGUUGGGGUGAUCCUGCAGAGGGGGAUCCUCAUCCUCUUGCUGUCCUGCUUCCCCUGCUGGGCCGUCCUGAUCAACACCGAGUCCAUCCUGCUGGCUGUUAAACAGAGCUCCAACGUGGCUAGUAUCUCACAGCUGUAUGUAAAGAUAUACAUGCCUGCUCUGCCUGCUGCUUUCAUGUACCAGUUACAAGCAAGAUAUCUGCAGAAUCAGGGUAUAAUAUGGCCUCAGGUGAUCACGGGGGCUGCUGGAAACAUCCUGAACGCUUUGAUAAACUAUGUCUUCCUUCAUUUGCUUAAUCUCGGUGUAGCUGGUUCUGCGAUGGCAAACUCCAUUUCUCAGUGCUCCUUGGCUAUCUUUCUUUACAUCUACAUUCGUUGGAGAGGUCUGCACAAGGCCACGUGGGACGGCUGGUCUCGUGACUGCCUGCAGGAAUGGGGUGCCUUCUUUCGCCUGGCCUUACCUAGCAUGCUAAUGCUAUGUGUGGAGUGGUGGACUUAUGAGAUUGGAGGAUUCCUGGCAGGUCUGAUCAGUGAGUCUGAGUUAGCAUCCCAGUCGAUUGUGUAUGAGCUGGCUGCUAUCGCAUACAUGUUUCCUCUUGGCUUUGGGGUGGCAGCCAGCGUGAGAGUUGGAAAUGCUCUUGGAGCAGGAAACACACAGCAGGCAAAACUCUCCAGCAAAGUCUCUCUGCUCUGUGGACCCAUGGUCUCGUGUGUGGUUGGUGCUUCACUAACUGGAUGCAAGGAUAUUGUUGCAUACAUCUUUACCACUGAAAAAGAAAUUGUGCAUAGAGUUUCACAAAUCAUGGUUAUGUAUGGAUUCUUCCAUCUCUUUGAUGCAGUUGCAGGUAUUACAGGCGGUAUUGUCAGAGGUGCGGGAAAGCAACUGCUUGGUUCUGUGUGUAUUAUAGUGGGCUACUAUUUCGUGGGUUUCCCGAUCGGAGUGUCGCUUAUGUUCGCACUUAACAUGGGAAUAGUUGGUCUGUGGAUCGGGUUCUUUGUAUGUGUCUUCUUGCAGUCUCUUGGCUUCCUCAUUCUAAUCUACAAACUUGACUGGAAACAUGCAACUGAAGAGGCCCUAAAAAGAGCAGGCGUACACAGAUCUGAGACCAAAGUUGAAUCGUACGGCCUAGAAAAUAAGUGCGCCAAUGACGAUGUACCAGAGGAAGCCCAACCCAGUGAAGGAGACCAGCCUGAUGUGGAGGCUAAGGGGGGAAAUGAUGAAGACAGCGCCGCGGAGGAUGGAGUAGCCGUCACCGUGGGUGAUGUUCUGACCACCAAGCAACUGGUUGUUCGUCGAGGACUGACUAUUUUCCUGUUGAUACUCAUACUCGCCGGUGGGAUCACGUUGAACGAGUUUCUCACAGGCCUCCUCAGAUGAGCACUACGCGUUAAAUCCACUGCCAAAAUGUUCUGUCAAAUGUUCUCAGCAAAUAUUUUGAGAUCCGGGGAGGGCAGAAACACUACCUUGUUUUAUGGCCCAAGGGUCAGACUCUCUCUAGGAAAAUGAAAAUAAAUAGCAAUACAAUAAGCCAAACUAAAGUCUGAUGGCAAAAGGUACCUUAGCCAGAUCAUAUGAUGUUAACUGUUAAGUCAGGGUUGUUGUUUUUUCUGCACCCAGUAUGUGGAAGUUCAAGCAAAGAAUUACGUAGAAUUGCGUGGAAAAAUAAGCCAAAGAGCUGUUCAACUUGAUUUGAGUAAUUCAUGCCUGAGCAUUCUCAGCUGAGGGAUGUUGUGCUAUAAUCGUAGGUGUAUAAAUAUUCCAUGCUACAUUUUUCUCCAGCACGUUUUAAAUAAGCGCUUGUAUUAUUAAAAUGUAACUUGGACACUGAUUUAUAUGACACUGAUUCUAUCCAGAGUCAGAAUCAAGACCACAUGCUCUGAGGGACCAGAUCCUGCAUUAAGCUACAUAAUGGGUCUAUUUUUAACUAGGGAUGGAAGGGGAUACCAUUUCCCUUGGAAUAAUGCCUUUAUAUCACUUACGAUGUCCAUUAUCAAUAUUUAAACUCGAUCAGCGGGACAGGUUACACGGGAUAUAUGUGUGUCAAACCCACAAGCUGUGAACCAGUCCUCCUCGGAGAUGCUUUUAUCAAAAUAUAUUGAAAUGCAGACGCACAAAUCUCAGUAAUACAGAGAAGUGUGUUCCAGCACUGUCGUUUCAUCAUUUAGAAAUGGCAACUAUAGAUGUUCAGAAUGAACGAGGUGGCAAUAUAACGUUAUAACGUUAGAGGACAUUAUCUUAGUAAAUUACACGGUUGUAUUAUAAUAAUUAGGCUAUAAACUCAUUGAAAGUAGUGAAGUGAUAUUUAUUUGCUGUUGACAGUUGGCCAUGUUGUCAUGAUGAACCCUUUAGUGGCCAAUGAUUUUUGAAAAUGUUGACAGACCUAAGCAGAUGUUCUAUUGAUUUUGCCUCUUUUCUAGAUGUUGUGCAAUUAUUUAUUCAUUUAGUGCCGUUGAGUUAUUAUUGCACCUAGUGGUCAGAAAUAGGAACUACAACACGCACUAAUAAAUGUCCACUAGGGCAAGUAUCAUGCUGCCCCAUGCUCACUCUGUUAACGGGCAGAAAGGAUGUCGGUUAAUGAUAUUACCUCUUCUGUGUUCAUCUUGCACACUGUGACAAUGGCGACAGAAACCAAACCUGCUGUAUCUACAGUAACACAGCUAAAUAUCUUUAAAAAAAAAUGUGUUAAUUCCUUUCCCUGAUUAGAAAGGAUGUCUAAUCUAGCAAGUUUAAUCAACACUGUUGUCUAGCUACGCUGUUAACGUGUCUUUAGAGCGCAAUUAAGAUAAGAUAAGAUAUAACUUUAUUAAUCCCCCGUAGGGGAACUUUAGGUCAACAUAGCAGCACGAAGGAAUAUAAAAGAACAGCGACUAGAAACUACUAUAAUUGCAGCAAAUGCUAAUAAAAUGAUGACAGCUGAUUUCAAUAAAGAGAUUUUCUCAUGAUAAAAUCA